AUGCCAACACCAUCCCAUCUGCAAAACAAAGUGAAAAAGCCAAAAAAGCCUUACAAUGCAAUACCAAAUGGAAAACAUAUGAGUGCCAAAAAAGCUGCGAGUUAUUUACACUCUGUCAAUCAAUCGCAGAAUCAUCCUAACUCAAUCAACUCUAUUUCAUCCAGCGCUUCAAAGACACAAAAUAAUACAGAACCAAAUUGGAAUCCAAAACAUUUUAGAUUAUUUGUAGGCAAUUUGGGUCCUGAUGCAACCAACGAAUUGUUGAGAAAUGCAUUUAGUAAGUAUCAAUCACUAUCAAAUGUAUACAUCCCAAUAGAUAAACAUUCAAGAAAACCAAAAGGAUUUGGAUUUGUUGCAUUUGAAAACUCUGAGGAUUAUUUACAUGCUUUUCAAGACAUGAACAAUAAAUACAUUGGCCAGUACCCUGUUCAAUUAAAAAGAGCAGAAUCGUCAAUUCCUAAGAAGCAUAAAAAGAAGUAUUGA
This is a messenger RNA of Lodderomyces pseudojiufengensis, 483 nucleotides long. RefSeq lists its product as uncharacterized. The record is from RefSeq and is a predicted model, not a curated record. The transcript has a single exon. Lineage: Eukaryota; Fungi; Ascomycota; Pichiomycetes; Serinales; Debaryomycetaceae. Gene Ontology annotation, molecular function: mRNA binding. The coding region runs from base 1 to 483 and encodes 160 amino acids.